CCAACAUUCUGGAUCACUAGCAUUCUGCAGAACAGUGUUUCAUACGCCAACGAUGACAAUCACACACGCGUACGAGUCAGAGAAGACGAUUCCACAGGCAGAGCUCGGUUCUCCCGCUGAAUCCGAUGUCUCGAGCAGAGAUACCGAAGCUCUUCGUAAGAUUGCACAUCGAAAAGUUGACAAGCGACUGUUGAUCUGGUAUGCUUUCGUGUACCUGAUCAUGAGGAUUCAUGUUUCCAAUAUAUCCAAUGCCGCCAUCAUCAAUCUCGAAGCAGGCACGGGAAUACGCAAGCAACUCGGCAACCUCUCGUCAUCCCAAUGGGCGUGGGCCCUUUCCAUCUUCUACUAUCCAUAUAUGGUCUUUGAACCAUUCGCGACGCUGGCCCUCAAGCAUUUCAAUCCCAAUGUUUGGAUGUCAAGAAUUAUGCUCACUUGGGGAAUUAUUAGCAUGUGCCAGGGUGCGACGCAGAACUAUGCGGGCAUUCUAGCGUGUCGUUUCUUCCUGGGUGCUGCCGAGGCUGGAUUCUAUCCUGGAGUGUUGUACCAUUUCAGUUUCUGGUAUCCGACAGAUAAGCUACCCCUACGCAUUGGGUUCUUCUAUGCGUGUGGUAUGUUCUCUGGGACCAUCAGUGGGCUUCUUGCGUACGCCAUUUCUUUCAUGAAUGGUGUAGGUGGGCUAGCCGGCUGGCGCUGGCUGUUUAUACUCGAGGGAAUUCCUGCAAUCCUCUGCUCUGUGUAUACGUUUUUCUACUUGCCCAACUAUCCGGAGACAGUCAAAUUUCUGAACGAAGAGGAACGCGAAGCCAUUUUAACGACUCUACCUAAGCAAGCGCCAACAAUGACAGCGAAGACUUUCAGUUUGGACCAGGCGAAGUCGCUCUUCCGGGAUCCUACGUUUAUCCCGUUUUUAUUGAUAUGGAUUACACAUGGUAUUGGAGGUUGGGGUAUUUCUUUCGUACUGCCCACUGUGAUAUAUGAACUCGGCAUCUCUGGCACAGCAAUCAGUCAAAUUAUGACCAUGCCUCCAUUCACAUUGGUCUUCGUCAUCCUUCUAUCGCUGGCAUUCCUCAUCCACACAAAGCGCAUCUCACCAUGGGCCGCUGGUCUCGGAGUGGAAAUAACGCAAAUCAUCUGCUAUAUCCUCCUCAUCACGGUCAAAAACGCGGUUGCCAAGUAUAUAUUCGUCAUGAUUGCCACCGCAGCGUCUCAGUCGUUCUUCGCAAUCAUCUGGCCAGAACGAAUUCGCGCCGCAAAGGGAACGACAACAGCUGGCCUGGCCAUUGGUAUCACGAACGCGAGUUGCCAGUUGAUGGGCAUCGUUGGGCCACAGAUAUAUCAGCCUAAGUUCGGUCCUACGUAUCGCGUUUCGUACAUAUGCUCGAUCGCUCUGCUAUCUGCGUGCUUGGGUGCGGUGUGUACGAGUUGGUUUUUGGUUAGAAAGAGCGAUAAGAAGGAGGCAGAAGUGACAGUCGCCGCAUCAUGA
Periconia digitata is the source of this 1483-nucleotide messenger RNA. Lineage: Eukaryota; Fungi; Ascomycota; Dothideomycetes; Pleosporales; Periconiaceae. The record is from the annotation of a GenBank genome assembly.